AUGCCCAUCCCACCAGUCCCCACCACAACCCCAGUAACACCAGCCCCACCCUUCCCCGACCGCCCCGAUGCCAACCCAGACGACGCUGCCGGCCCUGCAACCCCGCCACCCACGGACGCCGCACCUGCGGCCAUCCCCUUCUUCCUCGAACUCCAACGCCGCGCCGGCCUCCUCCACGCACCCGCAGAACGCAUCGAAACCGACUUUGAUAACACCUUCGAACCCCCACACCUCCACCCAGCCGGCAGUCCAGUCGACAUCGCCACGCGAACCGAAACCCACGCCGAACUGGAGGAUUUCGUCCUCAAACCCGUGCCCAUGGGCCAAAAGCUCCUCUGCUCGAUCCUACGACGACGAGGUGGGGACGACCCGGCGGAUAAAGGGAGUUCGCUCACGUCUCCGCGGUAUGAGAUGUACAUAGAGGACGGGGAUAACACGCCGGUGUUUGUGCUGGCGGCGCGCAAACGGAAGAAGGCCGGGGCGUCGGUGUAUACCAUCUCGACCACGCGCUUUGGCGCGUCGAGCGGGAGUCUCAACUCCCAAAAUGUUGAGGGAGUCGUUGGGAAGGUCAAGUCGAAUUUCGUGGGGACGACAUUCACCAUCUACGAUAAGCACAAACGGGGAAGCAAAACCAACGCGUCUGCGAAAUCAGACUCAAGCGACGACCCAGCAGCAGAGUCUACAGCAGCGAUAAGAGAAGAACUCGGCGUCGUAACCUACGAACCCAACCUCCUCGGCUUCAAAGGCCCGCGCAAAAUGACCGUCGUCGUGCCCGCCAUGACCCGCGAUGCCCGCCGGCUGUCCAUCCGUCCCACACACGAUUCACAGACCAUCCUCCGUCGCUUGCGCGCCUCCCAGGAAACGUUGUUGAAGUUCCACAACAAAGCCCCGCAAUGGAACGACGAGACGCAGAGCUAUGUGUUGAACUUCAGCGGGAGGGUGACGUUGGCGAGUGUGAAGAAUUUCCAGAUUGUGCCGGAGGAGGAUAAUGAGUAUAUUAUACUCCAAUUCGGCCGCGUUGGGGAUGAGCACUUCACCGUCGACUUCCAGUACCCGAUGAGUUGCGUGCAGGCGUUUGCGAUCGCGCUGACGAGCUUUGACGCGAAGCUCUUAUGCGAGUGA
Fimicolochytrium jonesii is the source of this 1122-nucleotide messenger RNA. Its product is annotated as tubby C-terminal-like domain-containing protein. The record is from RefSeq and is a predicted model, not a curated record. Bases 1 to 1122 code for a protein of 373 amino acids. The transcript has 3 exons. NCBI's taxonomy places the organism in Eukaryota, Fungi, Chytridiomycota, Chytridiomycetes, Spizellomycetales, Powellomycetaceae.